UCAGUUUUGUCCUAAUGUAGAGAGUGCAAUAAUGCAGCCAUCUUUUUCCUUGUACUAGUCAUCUGAUAGUGUUAUCAAAUUUCGUCACCAAGUUCUCAGAACUCAAAACUCUUGUGAUUCUGCCAACAUCAUGGCUGAAGCUUCAAUUCUCCCCGCUGAGGUUUUGCGAUCUAAGCAUGUCCAGGAAAUGGUCUUGAAAGGCGAAGAACCACCGCCAAAAUAUGUUUGUAGAGAUGGUGAUGCAGUCAUGAUAAUUUACAUAAGCAUUUCAAAUGCAGUAUGUCAUGGGAUUUCUAGUACAUUCCUAGAUAAAUUUCGCGAAGUUUCAAGGGAAUACUUCGAACAGCCCAUGGAAGAGAAGAAGAAGCAAGCGAAAGGAGUUGAAGAUUUCGAAGGCUAUGGAGCUGACCCUGUACCUGAAGAAGGCCAAUUCUUGGAUUGGUCUGAUAGGCUCUUCCUCGAAGUAUACCCAGAAGAUCAAAGAAAUCCUAAAUUAUGGCCGGAAAACCCAGAAUCUUUCAGUUGUAUAUUAGAAAAAUACUCUAUAAAGAUGAAAAAGGUAACAGAGCUUACUUCCAAAGCCAUGGCUAAGUCAUUAAACAUAGAAGAAAAUUGCUUCUUGACACAGUUUGGCGAACGAGCACAGUACAAAGCAAGGUUUAACUACUACUCGCGUUGCCAAAGACCUGAUCUUGUUCUAGGCUUAAAACCACAUUCAGAUGGAUCUGGCUACACCAUUAUACCGAUGGAUGCAGAAGGUCUUCAAGUACUCAAAGAUGAGCAGUGGUUUACAGUACCUAAAAUCUCUGAAGCUCUCCUAGUCCUCAUGGGCGAUCAAAUGGAGAUAAUGACUAACGGGAUAUUCAAGAGCCCAGUGCAUAGGGUGGUGACUAGCAAAGAAAAGGAGAGGAUUUCCGUCGCUAUUUUCUGUUCACCUGAAGUAAACAAAGAUAUUGGACCGGAAGAUGGAUUAAUCAAUGAAGAAACACCAAGAUUAUUCAAGAAGGUGAAAGGGUACGCUGAUAUACACUGGGGAUACUACCAGAAAGGACAGAGAGCACUUCAUGUUGCCAAAGUGUGAUAUUAUACUGUACUGUUCUGUGUGUUUUGUGCAAAUUGAUAGCUGCAUAGUGAAAGAAAUAGAGCGUAUUUGAUAUCAAAGAAAACAAACAA
This is a messenger RNA of Pistacia vera, 1173 nucleotides long. RefSeq names its product codeine O-demethylase-like. The coding region runs from base 131 to 1081 and encodes 316 amino acids. The record is from RefSeq and is a predicted model, not a curated record. The transcript has 4 exons. Lineage: Eukaryota; Viridiplantae; Streptophyta; Magnoliopsida; Sapindales; Anacardiaceae.